Molecule: messenger RNA, 790 nt
Organism: Angiostrongylus costaricensis
Lineage: Eukaryota; Metazoa; Nematoda; Chromadorea; Rhabditida; Metastrongylidae
Source: the annotation of a GenBank genome assembly
UUUAUGGCAUUUGCUGCAAUUUUUAAAAAAUCCGUAGCUUUUUGAAUGUUUCUUUCAAUUAGUUGUUAAUAAGUGAUCAUUCAGCGUUCUCUUCUUUGUGCUGGUCUCUUCGCAAGCUCAGAUUGCCUUCCGCAACCCGUUCUACGGCCGCUACUACGCAGUUGCGAAACCAACGAUCACGUCGGUUUACUCUGAAUUGACCGCUCCAGCACUGACAGCAGCUCCAAGUGCAUUGCUUGCUGCUCCUCCAGCCCGAGUGUCCACUCCAGUGCUGGCCGCCUCCCCAACCUCCAUACUCCGACGCUUUCUUGGAUCUUCAGCUAUAACACCAGUGGCGCGAUCUGUGCUAGCCACUGCUCCAGCGUUUGCUUCUGCUCCUCUAAUAGAGGCAUCUCCAAUUAUUUCAACACCUGUCGUAGCGGCAUCUACUCCAGUGCUUGCAGCAGCGCCUGCUCCAGUGCUUGCAGCAGCACCUGGCCCGGUGGUAGCAGCAGCCCCUACUUCAGUGCUUGCGGCAGCACCUGGUUCGGUGGUCGCAGCAGCUCCUGCUCCAGUUCUUACAGCAGCAGCUAGUCCUGUGGUUGCAACAGCCUCUGCUCCAGUGCUUGCAGCAGCACCAGGUCCGGUGGUCGCUGCGGCCCCUACUCCAAUGUUCACGGCAGCACCUGGUCCUGUGGUUGCGGCAGCCCCUGCUCCAGUGCUUGCAGCUGCACCUAUGCUACAACAUCCUAUGCCCGCUUACGCUCCAUUAACCCGCACUGCAUACUUCAUAGGAAGUAAGAAGAACUAA